AUGGGUAUCGCACCAAAAGCACAUUCACAAUACCGUGACCCAAAGACCCAUCAAAUGACGCCAGCUCUUUAUAGAGUCCGUCAACCUUUUUUUUGGAGGAAUACCAUAUCUUUAUUUGUCAUUGGCUCGAUCCCACUUGCGGCAUAUUGGUACACAUUCACGAAAAUGACUGAGGAUGAGUUUAGUGAUAUUCCUAUCCCACCUAUUAGUGAUGAAGAGUUGACGAAAUUAAAGAAGGAGUAUGAGGCUGGAAAGCAGUAA
Lodderomyces elongisporus is the source of this 261-nucleotide messenger RNA. RefSeq lists its product as uncharacterized. Gene Ontology annotation, cellular component: mitochondrial inner membrane. The record is from RefSeq and is a predicted model, not a curated record. Gene Ontology annotation, biological process: mitochondrial respiratory chain complex IV assembly. Bases 1 to 261 code for a protein of 86 amino acids. Lineage: Eukaryota; Fungi; Ascomycota; Pichiomycetes; Serinales; Debaryomycetaceae. The transcript is spliced from 2 exons.